AAUAUCAGAGUUCCAUAAAUUAUUUGUUUAUUUAACAUUGACGAUGGUGGCGUCAUCGUGGGCAGUAUGUACUGCAAAACUGCGAUCAGGGCCACGAAACAAUAUAAGUAUGACUUCAAAAGAACUUUGUGAAUUUGACGAUUUGGCAUCAUCACUAGUAUUGGAUUCAUAUCUUGGAUUUACAACACAUAAAAUGAACAUAAGGUUCAGGCCUAUGAAAGGUCGAUCCAUAGAACUUCAUCAAAUAGUCGAACGUUUUAAAAAAACGGUGGACUAUGAAGAAGCUUUAUAUUUAUUACAAAGCAGGGAUUGGAUUAGAUUGCACUUCCUCAAUAAAACAAUACAACAGAAAAUGGCUUUCAAAGCUCAUCUGGUACGAUAUUUGGCAAUGUUUGAUCCUGACUGUGGCUAUGCAAUAGAACGAUGCACAAGGUAUUCCUUUGAGGGAGUUGGAGCUAAAAUUGUGGCAACACAAGAGUGGUCAAAAAAUGAUAAAAUUUUGAUGUUAAUCGGUUGUAUUGCGGAGUUGACAAGGGAGGAAGAGGCACAUCUAUUAACACCUGGUGAAAACGAUUUCAGUGUCAUGUAUUCGACAAGAAAAAAUUGUGCCCAACUUUGGCUGGGACCUGCAUCGUUUAUAAAUCAUGAUUGUCGACCAAACUGCUGCUUUGUUCCAACCGGCCGUGAUACUGCUUGUAUAAAAGCAUUAAGAGAUAUAGAAUGUGGUGAAGAAAUAACUUGUUAUUAUGGGGAUUCUUAUUUCGGUGAAAGAAAUUGCCUCUGUGAAUGUGAAACAUGCGAGAGGCGUAAAACUGGUGCGUUCAAAACAUCUAAGACCAGCAAUAGUCCUCAUAAGAUAUUUUCAAGCAAGUACGGACUCCGGGAAACAGACAAGCGAUUGAACAGGUUGCGACGAUCGAAAGAUAAAUCUCCCUCAGUUGAGAGUUCAGUGAAUAAGCGGGAUCCGUCACCACUCAGCGACUAUGAAUAUAUUCCAUCAAUAAGCGAGUGCGGGAGCUACGAUUCGGAUUCUAAUUCCACCAAUUCAGUAUCUUCAGAAGAUACGUUUAUGGGAAUGAAAUGGAAUAAACAAGCUUUUCGAACUAAAAAUAACAAGAAAUCUGGAUCUAGAAAACGAACGCAGGAUGAUAAAAUUGAGGAAUGUUUGAGCAAUGCAUUUAAAAAAGGAAAAAGGGAUGUUUACAAUGCGUCAAAAUUGAACAAUUUGCGAUUUGUGCAAAUGACAAAUGCAAAAACUCAAGCGGGGCAGGUCUCUAACCGAGAAAACCAUGUGGGUGACUUUGUUACUGGAAAUGCCCCCAAUAUGGAUGACGAUGUUCAAGCACCUGCCAUGGUGUCACCUCCGGUGCUUGCAGAGCCAACAACAGUAACAAGACGCCGAAGGCGAAAAUGUACUCCUGUUAAAUUAUGUGCAUACUCGGCACGUUCUUACGAACCCACAAGUGAAGUUAUGGUGCAAAAAUUCAGUCAGGCCCCCUCCGUUAUGCCAGUUGUUCUGCCACUUAAAAUCAGCAUACGACGUCCACUGCACAGAGACCAACCGACAAUCGCUCAGAUAAUUAAUCAACCUCAAUCUAAACUGCCAUGUUAUAACACCUAUGCAAAGUUCACUGACAAGACACGAUCAACUUCACCGAAAAGACGAAGUCCGCGGUUCUGAGAAAAGUCAAAAGGUCUGUUGUUUGGUUGUGUAUUAUAAUGAUUGAAAGAUAAGAGUAGCUGGGAAGCAACACGAGACUCUGUGAUGACAGGCAAAUGAAGGAGAAUGUUAUCUCGAUUUUUUAUGUAGAAUGAAGAUGGGGCUGAAUGGUGUCCCCCCAACUCUGGCUGUGAUAUAUGAAGCUAACUUUCUAGCUUUGGUAUGUGUAAUACGGUACUAUGAGAUGGUGCGGCAUCAAAGUUUUUGUGUUGAGUUGAUUAUUCAGUGUCCGAAUAGUUGAAGUUAAAUCCUUUGAUAAAUUACAUAGUUUCAGAGUCAUUCGAGUUUGUUCAAAUAGAAAAUUCCAAUAAUUACAUGCAGAUUCUUUAGAUUCACUGAUUUGAAAAUGACUAAUUACCAGAACUAAACUCUGCUUAAGAAUUACCCUCUUAAUAUAUCCUACAUAUUUUGUGUUACAUUCAUACUAGUUGGGUCCUCUGUAUUUUACAGAUCGACCCCCAAUAGAGUGGUAAUAAUCACUCCUUUGUAUCAGAGUUUGAUUGGUUUAGGCACGAAUCAUGCUUUUGACUUCUUAUACAUACAUGGUAUGAUUGAUGUACCAAUUUUGAUUUCUUGUUUUGAAACUAUAGGGUGAAUGAUGGAAUGUAAUUAAUCCCUGAUUUUUGUAUCUGCUUAUAAAUAGGAAAAUUCUUGGUUCUUAUUAUGACCAACAUCUAUUUUGUUACUUCGAUUACUACUGUGCGACUGCUUUUUCAAGCUUAUUCUUUUGUUUUUAAAUUCUAGGACGAGGUCGCGAUUCCAAACGUUCAAAUAAAUAAAAAAUCACCUCGAAUACCGCCUUUU
Styela clava is the source of this 2524-nucleotide messenger RNA. RefSeq names its product histone-lysine N-methyltransferase KMT5B-like. NCBI's taxonomy places the organism in Eukaryota, Metazoa, Chordata, Ascidiacea, Stolidobranchia, Styelidae. Gene Ontology annotation, molecular function: histone H4K20 methyltransferase activity; protein binding. The record is from RefSeq and is a predicted model, not a curated record. Gene Ontology annotation, cellular component: nucleus.